Monascus purpureus is the source of this 960-nucleotide messenger RNA. NCBI's taxonomy places the organism in Eukaryota, Fungi, Ascomycota, Eurotiomycetes, Eurotiales, Aspergillaceae. The record is from the annotation of a GenBank genome assembly.
GCACAACCAGGCUCACUCUCCGCCAAACCCUCGGGCUCCCACGUCCUAUCAGUCAGGAGGGUUUUCGGCCACCCCUGGGCCAUCCCAGUUCAGAGUACCACCGCACUCCCAUUCUCCCACUGCCCGCGAGCGGUCCGAACCCAGCCCGCAGCUGCCGCCCUCCAGUUCCCAUUUCCAUCAGAGGGUCAUCUUGUAAGCUGCUACCGCCACGCGUCCUGAGACGACUCAGUCACCCGGUAAGAUCCUUGCGCCUGAAGAAACUAGAAUACUCUCGGUGAGAUCGCAUCCCUCGGAACGAGAACGACAACAGUAUGGCUGCUCCUCCUCCUCCACCUCCACCACCGGAAAAUUUUCGUUCCAAGGUCUCGCCUUUUGUACAGAAGCUACGAACCACACCGCUGGACUGGUAUUAUAAGGCGCCUAAAUCGCCACCACCAGUUGAUUUCCUAGCUCCGCCAACAGGUCCAUACUUCUUUUAUGGCACUCUGACUGAUCCGUGCAUGAUUGCGGAAAUCCUCGGGUUAGAUCAUGAACCUGAACUGCGACCGGCUUAUAUCGUUGGAUACGAAUGCAAAUUAUGGGGCCAGUAUCCGGCUCUCCUCGAUGCCUCAGACUCGAUCGUCAAAGGGGCUGCUUAUCAUGUCUCAACAGUUGAAGACGGAGAGAAACUAGCAGCUUAUGAAACGAGAAAUUACCGUACAGAACGUUGCUGGAUCAAUUAUAUGGAUGAAGAGGAACCAUCAAGGGAAAUAGGCUCUACAUUCAAGUUUGUUGGAGACCCUAGUGACCUUAGUGAAGGUCAGUUUGACUUGAAGGUCUGGUUGAAACAUAUGGGAAGGACAGCCGCACUCGAGAAGCUCGAGGCUAAAGUCAGAAUUGAUGUGCCAAAAACAGGGAAUGUCAUCUAGGGACCAGAUGUGCGUGAAAUUCAUGCAGUCUUAACUCUUUGGUGUGAUAAGC